AUGCUCGAGCGCGCUUUUGCUACUACUAGAGGCGGACGCUUCUCUGCCAAGCGCCCUUCCACGGGGAUUGGGAUUGGCCAGCUCGACGCGUUCACUAGCCGCACGCCCAACGCUUUCCUCCCCGUCAUCGCCGCCCCUCGUCCAUUCGCGCUCCUCCCGCUUGUGCCCACCAUGAGUCGCCAAAUUCUCGCUGCCCCAACACAUCAUCGCCUAGUCCUAAGUCUUCCCGUCUCCCCGGGCCUCCGUUUGAUUUGCCUCAAAAGCCCCGACUUCGCCAUGAAGCCCGACGCUGGCCGCGUGUCUCGCCUCGGCCUCGCCGCACUCGUCGCGGGUGUCGUUGCCAUCAGCUUCCUCGCGACCCACGCCAGCGCUCAAGCCAUGUGUACCAGCAACGCCGAUUGUGGGAGCGAUGCUCUGUGCCUGGGCGAGUGCAUUUGCACUAAUGAGGAUCUUAUGUUCAACAGACAAACAAAGAAGUGUGAGGACAUGUGUGCCAGCAAGGACUGUGGGGAAGGUGCCUGCAUUAUGGGUGAUGAUGGCAACCUCCUUUGCACGUGCGGCGCUGGUCUCAGCUUCGUUGAAGACAGCAAGACGUGUGUGCCCAACUGUGACAGGGAUUGUGGCGCUAGUGCUACCUGCGAUUGGCAUGCCGAUACCCUUGGAUGCGAAUGCGUCGAUCAGAAGCUCACCUACUACGAUCCCGACAAGACUUGCUUUGCCCCGUUGCUGCAGACGAAGGUGCAGCUGGUGUGGCCGACCAAGGGCGUGCGGGAGGAGCUCACCUUCUCCACCUCCAUCCCAGCAGAGCAGGCGGGCCGCACCACGGUGUGCAGCACCGUGAGCAACGUCAUUGGAUGGAACACCAAGGUGACGGUGACGGCCACGUGGAAUGCCAGCCUGGCAGCGGCAGGCAACGGCAUGUGCAAGAGCCUGACGCUGUACGGUGGUGCGGACUGCAUGGAGAUGCCGGGCGCCACCAUCACACGCCCUGCAAAGAAGGGGCGUUCCUACCCCCUCACGAAAAGGUCUUUCUUCGAGUCACCGCAAUCAAUUGCUUGUGAGAUCACCACGUGUCACAAGGAUUGCGGAACUGCUGAGUGCAUUGUGAAGGACGGCCAGCAGCAGUGCCAGUGCUCUGAGGGCCUCUUGUUCAACGCGGCCAAGAAGCUCUGCCUCGCUC
This is a messenger RNA of Closterium sp. Yama58-4, 1180 nucleotides long. The record is from the annotation of a GenBank genome assembly. Lineage: Eukaryota; Viridiplantae; Streptophyta; Zygnematophyceae; Desmidiales; Closteriaceae.